AAACUAUUAAGAGACCCGGAAAUACAACGUAAUAAAGCAAAAUAUGGGUUAAUCAUCCGAAAAGUCAUUGCCUGUAUGACGCUAGGUAUGGACGUUUCUUCCCUAUUUGGCGAGAUGACGAUGGCUGCAGCAACUGAUGAUUUAAUCCAAAAAAAACUGGUUUACAUGUACAUUUGUCGUUACGUUGAUCGCUUCCCAGAUUUAGCAGUCUUAACAAUUAAUACUUUACAGAAAGACUGCAAGGAUAACAGUGCCAUUGUCAGAAGCUUAGCUCUUCGAAGUCUUUGCUCACUAAGGCUAUCAAAUUUAAUUGAAUAUAUACGAGAACCUUUAUUAAAUGGCUUGACUGAUGACAACUACUACGUUAGAAAGACGGCUGUAAUGGGCUGUGCUAGUAUAUCUCAAUUUUCACCCAAAUUGAUUAAAGAUUUAGGAAUAAUAGAUAAGUUAUACGCAAUGCUUAACGAUCCUCAUCCAUUAGUUAUCUCUAAUUGCGUUGUGGCGCUGGAUGAAAUUAUGGUGGAGGAAGGCGGCAUUGCAAUCAAUAGAAAUAUUGCAAAUUAUUUACUAAAUAAUUUAAGGCACUUUAACGAAUGGAGCCAAUGUUAUAUCCUCGACAUAUUAAAUCGUUAUAAACCAAGCAGCGAAGAAGAAAUUUGUGAUAUUUUAAAUCUAAUUGACGAUCGGCUACAACAGGGCAAUAGUGGAGUCGUAUUUUCAGCAGCUAAACUAUUUUUAACGUUAACAGAGUAUUUUAAAGACAUUCGUGAUCAUGUAUUUCGUCGAUUAAAAGAACCUAUCUUAACUGUAAUAUCAGCUGGUCGUCCAGAGCUCGCUCAUGUCUGUUUAAAGCAUAUCGAACUUUUACUCAAUCAAUCCCCGCAGUUAUUCAGCAAUAAUUGCGAUAGCUUUUUCUUCAGGUAUAACGAUCCGAAUUAUAUCAAAUUACAAAAAUUAAAUAUUUUAAGAAAGAUUACUACACCGAAUAAUGCAAAUAACGUCAUCAACGAAUUAAGCUCCUAUAUUACCGACAUUGAUAUUACAAUUGCACGUGAAGCAAUCAUUUGCAUGGGUCAAAUUGCUUUACAAGUAACUGAAUGCUGUGAAUACUGCAUACAAAAGUUGCUGUCUUUACUUUCACUAGAAAUUGAUUUUGUAACAUCUCAUACCUUACGAGUAAUUAAAGAUAUACUAAGAAAAUAUCCAUGGCUAGGCGAUAUGGUUGCCCCAGAAAUAGAUCAACUGGAUGAUAUAUCGCAAGAUCCUGAUGGAAAAUGCGCUUUGAUCUGGAUGUUAGGUGAACUUGGAGAGAUAAUAGAAAAGAGUCCGUAUUUACUAGAAGAGAUUAUAGAAAAUGUUGAAGAAGAAAGUUCCUCGGUAGUUAAGUUACACUUAAUGACAGCAGCCAUGAAAUUGUUUUUUAAAAGACCGCCGGAAUGUAUUGCUUUGCUCGGUAGAUUGCUCGAACAUAUUAUAAACGAAGAAUCUGACGUGGAUGUUCGUGACCGAGGAUUAUUUUAUUACAGGCUUCUAAACCAUGACAUCAACAAGGUUACAUAA
Trichoplax adhaerens is the source of this 1560-nucleotide messenger RNA. RefSeq lists its product as uncharacterized. Gene Ontology annotation, cellular component: membrane coat. Gene Ontology annotation, biological process: intracellular protein transport; vesicle-mediated transport. The record is from RefSeq and is a predicted model, not a curated record. Gene Ontology annotation, molecular function: clathrin binding. The annotation marks the transcript as partial. The transcript is spliced from 13 exons. NCBI's taxonomy places the organism in Eukaryota, Metazoa, Placozoa, Uniplacotomia, Trichoplacea, Trichoplacidae.